Lathyrus oleraceus (garden pea) is the source of this 1663-nucleotide messenger RNA. RefSeq lists its product as uncharacterized. Gene Ontology annotation, cellular component: mitochondrial small ribosomal subunit. The record is from RefSeq and is a predicted model, not a curated record. Bases 134 to 1339 code for a protein of 401 amino acids. Gene Ontology annotation, biological process: mitochondrial translation. NCBI's taxonomy places the organism in Eukaryota, Viridiplantae, Streptophyta, Magnoliopsida, Fabales, Fabaceae. The transcript has 5 exons. Gene Ontology annotation, molecular function: structural constituent of ribosome.
AUUUACAUGUUAAAAUUUUUAGAGCUUAACCGAGAAAAUGGUAAUAAUCAAAAGUUAACACGAAACCAAGAAACGAAGCGAGGGAGCACAGCUUGAAACUCGGAACCCUAGAACCAGAGAGAGUGAAGAAACCAUGAGACGAACUCUGCUUCGAAAUGCUUCUCUCUUCACUCGCAAUCUUCUUCACCACCACUCUUCCUCCACCGUCCCACUCGCCGUUUCAUCUCACUCCCGAUUCAGACUCUUCUCCUCCGAUGAAAAACCCUCUCCAGUUCCCUCCAUCAAAGACACCGCCCCCGUCGAAAUUGAAGACGUCGACAACAAAGAGCUGAAGUCGCGGAUUGAUAAAUACCUAAAAGGCGACGAGCAGAUGCUUCCUUCGAUCAUGGAGGCGAUUAUGCAGAGGAAGUUAUCAGGGAAGCACGAAGAUACUGAUGAUGAGUUGAUGGAAGAACUCAGCAUGGAACCUAUUGAUGAUGUGGAUGAUAAGGAUUUUGAAUCUGAUUUUGAGGAUUUACAUGAAACUGAUGAGGAGAUUGAUGAUUUGUAUAAUGCUAGAGAUAUUGUCAUGAAGAGAAUGGUUAAAGAUCAGUACUUUAAUAUGGAUGACAAGAAAUGGGAUGACAUUGUUGAAGAUGGUGUUAAGCAUGGUUUUCUUAUGGAUACUAAGGAGUGUGAGGAGAUUCUUGAAGAUAUGCUUAGCUGGGACAAACUUCUACCAGAUGAGAUAAAACAGAAGGUGGAAACAAAAUUUAAUGAGCUCGGGGAAAUGUGUGAAAGAGGGGAACUUGAACCUGAAGCUGCUUAUGAACAGUUUAAGAAGUUUGAGGAUGAGCUUGUGAUGGAAUAUAUGAAGACGGCGGAAAAAGAAGCGGCCAUGCAGUCUGUUGAUACUUCUGUGCCAGACAAGAAGAAGGAUUCCGAUGAUCCACCUGGUGAAGGCCCAAUUCUCCGGUGGCAAACUCGAGUAGUAUUUGCCCCUGGUGGUGAUGCAUGGCAUCCCAAAAACAGGAAAGUGAAACUAUCUGUAACGGUGAAGGAGCUUGGACUUUCAAAAUACCAAUUUCGCCGUCUUAGAGAAUUAGUUGGAAAGCGUUAUCAUCCCGGGAAAGAUGAGCUCACAAUUACUAGUGAGAGGUUUGAGCAUCGUGAAGAAAACAGAAAGGACUGCUUGAGGACUCUUCUCUCACUCAUUGAAGAAGCCGGCAAAGCUAAUAAAUUAGUAGAUGAUGCUCGAACUUCAUAUGUGAAAGAGAGACUUCGAGGCAAUCCAGCUUUCAUGGAGAGGCUGCAUGCUAAGUCCCUGAGAUUAAGAGAAUCCAAUCAAGUUCCUGCUUGAGUUGCAAUCUGGAUUCUAGUUUCAGAAACAACUCUGCAUACUGGGGCAAGGCUGCGAAGAUCUGAUCCUCACCCCCAAAAUCUCAGGAGGCUCACAAAUGGCCCAAUAUUUAGUCAUAUCUUUCGUGUUUAGUGUUAGCGUUGCUGAUGUUGUUUUUACCUUUAACCGGUGGUUUAUGCUGGCUGACUUUUAGACAUGCUUUGGAGAGUUACUUGUCUUUUUUGCCAAUAAUAUCAUUUAAUGUACAUAAGUGAUUUUCACUGCAGUGCUGAUUACUGACAGUUAAAAGAUAGUAAAUCAUUGAGCACAUGUUUGGCUGAUCAA